Messenger RNA from Acanthosepion pharaonis, 570 nucleotides. The record is from the annotation of a GenBank genome assembly. Lineage: Eukaryota; Metazoa; Mollusca; Cephalopoda; Sepiida; Sepiidae.
AUGCAUGGACAUGAUGAGGUUAUUGAACUUCUUAUCCUCACAUACAAGGCCAAUCCUAAUCUGAGAGAUCACUGUGGAAAAAAGCCAAAGCAGUAUUUGAGCAGUUCUGCAUCAGCAAAAUGUCAACAGAUUUUACAAACACGGACACAUACUGAUAAACCUUUGGAUGAGUUUGAACGUUCAGAAGCAAUUCGAAAAAGCAAACGAGUUGCUGCAAUUGGCAAUCUGAUCAACAGUUCAAACAUUAUGAAAGCCCAGCCAAUUAUGAGAUCAAGCUGGGGAGGAUCAUGUGAAGAUCUGUACUUUGAUCGAGGAAGUGGAUUUUCGUCUCAUUCACAAAGCCCUUCUAGCAGCCGAGAAACCUCUCCAGUGUUGUCAAAGAAAGAUUUGGGUGCUUCAAGUUUGAUGCCUCCCCCAACAGCCCCAGCUCGGAAGAAGAAGCAACGUGCUAAAACUAUGUAUACCAGCAAAGAAAAUUUGCAGUUUGAGUUUCCGGUGAUUCCAAUCCGGAAGAAUGAUUCUAAUAAUUCAAUUGAUCACUUGCAAGUCCCAUCAUCAUCUUUUGUGUAA